Molecule: messenger RNA, 214 nt
Organism: Amoebophrya sp. A25
Lineage: Eukaryota; Dinophyceae; Syndiniales; Amoebophryaceae
Source: the annotation of a GenBank genome assembly
UCAAGGAGCUGCGUGACAAACUGGUAAGUCUGUUUGUAGAUUACCUACACUUAAGGCUCAGUGCAAUUCAUUCCUACAAGUGGUCACUUCUCACUGUUUCCCUUGCCUUCUUGGGAUACGGAAGAAAUGAAGGAAAGAAGUGGAUUGCUUGGAGCUCUAAUACGCAAGAGGCAUGAGGCGUUCAAGAAGGAGAGCCUUGACAUCGUUUACCUGG